Paraphaeosphaeria sporulosa is the source of this 2210-nucleotide messenger RNA. RefSeq lists its product as uncharacterized. The record is from RefSeq and is a predicted model, not a curated record. Lineage: Eukaryota; Fungi; Ascomycota; Dothideomycetes; Pleosporales; Didymosphaeriaceae. Gene Ontology annotation, molecular function: metal ion binding. The transcript is spliced from 4 exons. Bases 55 to 2040 code for a protein of 661 amino acids.
CAUCAACCCACGAACGCAAAAAGAACCCGCCGGUCAGGUGUCAGUCGUUCCGCAAUGGCCUUUAGGAUAAUGAGGAAGCGCAAGGCCGACGAUAGCAGCCCUCCCUCGAACUCAGCGCGCAAUGUCCGACCCCGAUCUGAGGACAGCUUUCCGCCUCCAAGCCCGCCUGUAAUUCCUGAGACCUGUCAGUAUCAACUGAAAGUACUUGCAAAUAUACCAGAAAGCCUGCCCUUUUUUACAGUGACAGCCCUAACGAUCUCCAAAUCCUGCGCACUCGAGUCCCAAGCGGCACCAUAUCUAGUGAAUACACUCACAGAGGCAUUAAGGGAUGAGGGUGCAGACCAGAAUAAAGUGGAUACAGCGAGGGCAAUAUGGGAAAAUAGUCACAAUUUAUGCAAGGCAAAAGAGAUUGGAGCAACACUGGGUACAGUUGAUUCUCUGCGAAAAGGGCUCUACUUCCUAAUUGAAGGGGCCAAGGAAUGUUCCUCAUCCCAGGUUACAGCGCAAUUACAACGCCGUCUCAAUGCUGCCAUAGCUGAAUGCUUGGCUGGCAAAGACGACGGAAUACGCGUUGAGGAAGCUUUCAGCGAGUCAGCAACACCAACCAAUCGCGAAGGCAGUCCAGGAGCUUCUAGAUCCAUCAAUAAGGGUCAGAAACCGUCUAGCGAGGCUACGAAGCUUUUUCCAAACUAUUUAAGCCAUAACGACGACUCUUCAGCGAGCUACCUUGAUGGCCCCCAAAGUCGAGCGUCAAAUGAAGGCAAUCAGGGGAGUGUGGCGAGAGAAGCCACUAGUGCUUGUUUGGACACUAUCGACCAGCUUAUUUCGGACGGGGCAAAAGCAGCCGAGGCUCGACUCUCGGCUGCUCCCUACGGAGGAGAACAGCAAGACAGUGGAAAUUCUGACUCACAGUCAAAGGCCGAUAUCUUGGCAUUACUAGAAGCUGGUCUCAGUGGUCCUAUAGUACCUUUUGCUACUAAUUGGCUGCGCCAGGAGAGCAGCAGCACACCAAAUAGCGAAGUUUCCUCGUCUGAGGCACUUCUGAACAAGCAACCUGCAGAUGGAGCGAAGGACUUCCUAACUCCAAGCGACACAAAGUCCCUUAAGGCGGUCCCGUCUAUUAAUGGCGCACCUCCUAUCAGGGUAGCAAGAAUACCGUAUAUCGAUAUGGGGUACAACGAGGCUCUAAAACAAGAGCCACGAGUCAAAAGGGAAUAUAUGUCUUUGGAUUCUAAUCGGGUCUUCUCCGAUCAAGCUGGCCCAAACUUGGCGUAUGGCACAGCUUCUACUGGAAAUGCCGGAUACAAGCUCGUGAUAGGUGGCCACACACAAUCAAAACGACGCUUACCGGACCGUCCGCUGUCUGAACACAUAUCAUCUGGAAACAUACAUGACAAGGGUUCAUCUCAGUCGAUCCCGGAUCGCUUGACCUGUUUCUUUUGGUUCUCCCAAGGCUUCUGUAAAAGGGGAGAUCGUUGCAAAUUCCGCCACGAAUUGCAGGACUAUGUUGCGAGCUACCCAAAAAGUGGCGACAUGCCCAUAAAGGUCAUUCCCAUGAGUACUAUGGAGGAGACAAGGAAGGCCACGCUUGCCAGUGAUCCAAACCACGUGAGCGUACGCGAAGGGCGAAACGAUCCGAAGCCAAAUUCUGACGCUGCACUCACGGAUACCCCUAUCUUAGAUUUGUUGCUGGAUGACUGUAUUCCUAUUGAGCCUGGCUCAGCUUCUAGAGUUAUCUCAUCAAUUAUCUCUAAUAUAAGGGCGAGGAGGAACUGCUCCCAGGGUGACUUCGUCACGGAGUUGUACGAUCACAAAGGCAAGCUUUCUAGCUUUGACCUUGAUCGCCAUUCUGGACUGCCAAGCAAGCUGGGAGGUGCGAUGACCAAAGUCUCUUACAACCCUGAUCAUACUCGCAGAACGCUCGAUGAGAUACUAAAGCCGUUUGUGGAAGCGAACAGAAACAAGUUUCCGGACUUGCCAGAGAGGACAUUCAAGAAACAGCGUGAAGGAGGCGGAAGAUCGCAGGCGAAUUGGCCGUAGAAGAACUCCAGCGAGAAGGUUUGACGCCCUGCGAUAGAAUAAGUUUCGCAGGGGCGGAUCUAAACGGUUGGUUUGGCCGGAUAUGCGUGUUUAUUGUUGCAGUAAAUGUAGAUGUUGGAUCCCGUAGUUAGUCUAGCUAUUCGCAGCAAUGUGCAAUAUUGAUUUCUAGC